Molecule: messenger RNA, 1741 nt
Organism: Rhodamnia argentea
Lineage: Eukaryota; Viridiplantae; Streptophyta; Magnoliopsida; Myrtales; Myrtaceae
Product: polygalacturonase QRT3
Exons: 3
Coding region: 110-1594 (494 amino acids)
Molecular function (GO): polygalacturonase activity
Source: RefSeq, a predicted model, not a curated record
AUUCUCUCUCUCUCUCUCUCUAGCAUAAGUAAACAUGAUCUAUGGUUUGAUGCCUCUUUCAACAGCUAAACCCUCUCUAACGUAGGAGAAAGAAACACCAAGGAUCGCGAUGGCGGCGAACAUGGCGAGGAGAAGAAGUGCAUCCGCUUCCGGUUUCGUAUGGCUGGUGUCUUGUUUGAUGGUGUCGAGCGUGUGCGGAGAUUAUCCCCAUUUGGGCCAGAUUUUCAGAGGCCGCUACGGCGAGCAAAUGCAGAAAAUGCAAGACCUCAAGGGGUCGGUACUUUGGCGCGGUUCGGUUUCUCUUGCGGCGUCCUCAGUCGCUACAUCGCCACAGCCGGGGUCCCCAAGUCCAAGAGUAUACUUGGUCACGUCCUAUGGCGCGGAUCCAACAGGCAAUACAGAUAGCAUAGACGCCUUGACAUCGGCAAUUGCAGAUGCGGUUCGGGCUCCAGGAGACGGUGUCUUGAUGGAGGGGAUUACUAAUCUCGGAGGUGCUCGGAUUAGCCUCGAAGGAGGUGAUUACUUGAUUAGCCGUCCCCUGCGCUUCCCAGCGGCCGGUGUCGGAAACAUCAUGAUUCACGGAGGAACACUGCGAGCAUCGGAUGAUUUUCCGAUUGAUGGGUAUUUGAUCGAUCUAUCGGCGCCUUCAUCAAGCAAAUCAUCGUCAUCGUAUAACUUCGAGUACGUAACUUUCAGAGACCUCAUGCUGGACUCUAACUACAGGGGAGGCGGCAUUUUGGUUCCGAAUUCUCUUAGAACGAGCAUCGAUAACUGCUAUAUCGCCCGCUUUACCAGCAACGGCAUAUUAGUUCAGGGCGGCCACGAGACCUACAUCAGAAACUCCUUUUUAGGCCAGCACAUAACUACGGGUGCGGACCCUGGAGAGCGUAACUUCUCCGGCACAGCCAUUAACUUGAUGGGCAACGAUAAUGCCGUGACCGACGUGGUUAUUUUCUCAGCUGCCGUCGGCAUAAUGGUGUCUGGUCAGGCUAAUGUGAUAACAGGGGUACAUUGCUAUAAUAAAGCGACGGGCUUUGGUGGAACCGGGAUCUAUUUGAAAUUGCCCGGUAAGACGCAAACCCGGAUACUGAAUUGUUACAUGGACUUCACUGGUAUAGUCGCCGAAGACCCAGUACAGCUCGAUAUUUCCAACUGUUUCUUCCUCGGCGAUGCCCACAUAGCGUUGAAGUCGAUCAACGGUGUUGCGAACGGAGUGAAUAUCAGGAACAACAUGUUUAGCGGAUCGGGUAAGGGGACUGACAUUGUCCAGCUUGAUCAAUCGAAUGGUCCUUUUAAGGAAAUAGACCAAGUUGUGGUCGACGCGAACAAUGUGGACGGGAUGACCAUGAGAUCUACGGUCGCUAGGGGUUCUGCGAAAGGGAACGGGACCUCAUGGAUGGUCGAUUUCAGCUCGGCUCUUUUGUUUCCGGAUCUGAUAAAUCACGUCCAGUAUUCGCUGAGCACGAGCGGCGGCUCUUUCCCGAACCAUUCCCUGAGGAACGUGUCGAGGAAUUGCGUGGUGGUCGAGUCCGAUGUUGCUGUUGCUGCCAGUGUUUUUGUCAUGGUGGAACAGGGCAAAAAGCUACCAAGCUGAGCCGAUUGAAAAUUCUUUGGUGUUGAAUGGCCAAAAUGGCAAAACUAGAAAAUUUCUAUGUUGUGACUCUUGUAGCGAGAGAACAAAUUUGACCUGCCGACAGAAAUGUCAAUAUAUACAAUCCAAUUGAUUUGGAACACUGUCAAA